CCUUCCUGCUGUGCCCUUGUAUGGUGCCCCGGGAGGCCGACUCGCCAGUACUUAAACCCAGGCGCCACCGGGGGCGCCCAGAGGGGACAAGUGGGUCGGGACGCGCAGAGCCCGUCAUUAGAGCGAGAGGGAGAAGCGGAGGCUCGGGGAGCGCGGUCGCCAUGGGGCUGGAGACGGCGUGCGAGCUGGAGAGUGCGGCGCUGGGAGCGCUGCUGCGGGAGCCGCGGGAGGCCGAGCGCACUCUGCUGCUUGACUGCCGCCCCGCCUCUGCCCCGUGCGCCACCCAUGCGCCCCCCAACCCAGGCCCGGUUGAACCCACUCCGCUAACUGCGCCUUCGCCCCCUGCAGGAGGCUUCGAUGGCUUCCAGGACUGCUGUCCGGAUCUGUGCUCUGAGGGUCCCGCCCCGGUGCUGCCCCCUUUCGGGGCCGAAAACAGCAGCUCCGACCUCAGGGUUCCCAUCUAUGACCAGGGUGGCCCCGUGGAGAUCCUGCCCUUCCUGUACCUGGGCAGCUGCAGCCACUCAUCGGACCUGCAGGGCCUGCGGGCCUGUGGCAUCACAGCUGUCCUCAAUGUGUCCUCCAGCUGCCCCAACCACUUUGAGGGCCUGCUGCGCUAUAAGAGCAUCCCUGUGGAGGACAAUCAGAUGGCAGAGAUCAGCGUGUGGUUCCAGGAGGCCAUAGGCUUCAUCGACUCAGUGAAGAACAGCGGUGGCCGGGUGCUGGUACACUGCCAAGCAGGUAUCUCUCGCUCUGCCACCAUCUGCCUGGCGUACCUGAUCCAGAGCCGCCGGGUGCGGCUGGAUGAGGCCUUUGACUUCGUAAAGCAGCGCCGGGGUGUCAUCUCUCCCAACUUUAGUUUCAUGGGGCAGCUGUUGCAGUUUGAGACGCAGGUGCUGUGUCACUGAAGCAUGGCUGUCUGCCUGCCACGUGCGGCCGGGACCCCUGGUGCCACCCCAAUGGUGGACAUAUGGGGUCCCCUGUAGCCAAGUGUACCUCUCACGUGGGGGGGACUGCUACCUCCUCUGAGUCUGAAAAGCCCCACAUGGGGACACUAGGAAUGCAGCGAUGCUGGCCUUUGUUACCUGGUGCUCUUCUGCUGAGGACUUAAGGGCUGGCUCUUAUUCAGGGGACAAGGACAGAGCCUGCUCUUUCCUGCCCCUCCUUGGCAGAAAUUAACUGGACUCUACACACUGGACUCUGGCCCCAUUGCCAUGUUGAGGCCGGAGAGCCCAAAGGAACAAGCUGUGACAACCAGGAUCCUGUUUGGGGGUCCUGGAGCCCAGGCCCUGUGCUCCUGGAGGAGCCAAGAAUUCGGAAGUGAUGUGUAUGUCACAUAAAGGACCUUUUGCUUGCGUGUGUCUGUGCGCAAGCAUUUCUCGCCUGUGUUGGCGCUGGAAAGUUAUUUGUGUCCAACUGACAUUUAACACUCCUCCCCCACUUCCUCCCGGCCCUGUGAGCGGGGGUUGCAAACUUAGCACUUUAUAUUUAUACAGAGCAUGGG
This is a messenger RNA of Fukomys damarensis (Damara mole-rat), 1501 nucleotides long. It is a transcript of the gene Dusp2, whose product is annotated as dual specificity phosphatase 2. Gene Ontology annotation, biological process: protein dephosphorylation; endoderm formation; negative regulation of MAPK cascade. Gene Ontology annotation, molecular function: protein tyrosine/threonine phosphatase activity; MAP kinase tyrosine/serine/threonine phosphatase activity. The record is from RefSeq and is a predicted model, not a curated record. Gene Ontology annotation, cellular component: nucleus; cytoplasm. Bases 21 to 905 code for a protein of 294 amino acids. Lineage: Eukaryota; Metazoa; Chordata; Mammalia; Rodentia; Bathyergidae. The transcript has 4 exons.